Capronia epimyces CBS 606.96 is the source of this 480-nucleotide messenger RNA. RefSeq lists its product as uncharacterized. NCBI's taxonomy places the organism in Eukaryota, Fungi, Ascomycota, Eurotiomycetes, Chaetothyriales, Herpotrichiellaceae. The transcript is spliced from 2 exons. The coding region runs from base 1 to 480 and encodes 159 amino acids. The record is from RefSeq and is a predicted model, not a curated record.
AUGGAGCGCCUGGACAAACCGGAGGACGGUCCGCCAGACACUGUCUUGGUAGAAUUAGGGGUAGCAGGGGCAAACCUGCCGGCACAUAGAUUCAACCUGCGUUCCAGCAACGUGUCGUCCAAUCCUACGACUCCUUCCCAUCGGGUGUCCAAACCUAGUCCGCGCAAUCAUGGCCCCAAGAACAAAGGCAAAAAAUCCAAGAACGCACAGAAGCGUGAGAACAAGAAAAAGAGAAAGGAAAUGGCGCUCCGAUUUGAUGACCCCAAGUUUGCGAACAUAGCCGAGCGCAUCGGGAUGGCGGAGGCUUUGGAGUAUCGUGGAUGGCUAGACCAGAAGAAGAUGAAGGCUCGGCUUCACAGAGCGGCGAAGAGACGCUGGAAGGGCAUAGGCCCCGAGGCCACCGAGGAGGCCAAGUUGGAAGCAAUUACUAAAGGUAAGCAGUCCUACCAUCCCUUGAGAUUCAUCCCUGUCCGUCGUUGA